CUUGUUAAGAGAACUGCAAAACGGCCGGGUAAUGGUAAAUUGGCUAUUUUUUUUCCAAGUUAGCUUGAAGUUUCUGUGAGUUGAUUUAUACUAAUAACAAGAAAACGUAACAAUGUGAUAACUUUUUAUCAAUGCGUUGUUCACCUUGUUUGAAUUUGUUUGUGCCUUUGAAAAACAGAAUACUAUCGCCCCAAAAAUCACUGUUCAACAAUUACGAAAGACAGUGCAUCCUUUGGACAGAAUUUAAAAACUCUAAUGCAAAACAACUUUAAAAAAAAAUACCAUUCAAAUUUCGCGCCGGCAACCAUUGCGCAGGAGUACUGAUGCAGAACAACUCUCUCAAUCAAGACUUCCGGUACAGACUGCAUAGGUACGCUGCAGAGCUGAGAUCCACGACGUCCAUUGCGCGACACAUUACGGCUAGACAGUCCGUGUGUGGUAUACGUCGUAUGACAUUCUGCGUUGUAAUCGCGCUGUGAUGCUUAUACCGGACUUUCUCCGGUAAUUUGAUACCGUGUCGUAAUUAAAUUAACGUCAUAACGAACAUACGUGUCGCGGGUGAGACAUUAAAAGAGAGUGUGUAGAAUAUUGACUGUGAUUGUGCGUGAGUGAGCAUCUCUCUACGCAAGGAGGCAGCUAAGUAUAGCUCGUUGUGUGCAAAAAUUAUAGUCGAAGAUGGCCGACGUAGAGGGAAAAAAGUUAACCGAGCUCAGGGUUAUAGAUUUAAAGACCGAGCUGGAGAGACGGGGUCUGGACAAGACCGGUAACAAGGCUUCGCUGCUGGACAGACUGGCAAAGGCACUGAUAGCAGAAGGUCAAAAUCCAGGUGAAACGUUAAUCAUUCCUUCAGGUGGUUCAUGCAGAACUGCUCCUAAAAAGCCAAUUGACAAUUCAAGUAUGAUCGAAGAUGCUUUAGAAACUGAAAUUCAAAAAGAAGAAUUUACCACAGAUUUUAGUGAUCAAGAAACUAAAAACACUAAUGACACUAAAGACGUUAAAGACACUAUAGACACUAUAGACACUAAAGACACUAAAGACACUAAAGACAAUGAAGACAAUGAAGACAAUAAAGACAAUAAAGACACGAAAGACAGUGAAGAUACUAAAGACAUUAAUGACACUAAAGAUAAGUCUACUUCGGAUGCUGAACUGGCUGAAACUACAAUGGAAGAAUUAGAGAUUUCUACUCAGGCUGAAGAAUUAGAAAUGGAAUGUGAGGAUAUUAAAGAAGAAGAGCCACAAGAGCCUGAACCAGAAUCACAACCAAAAUCAGAACCCAAAGAAGAAGUAGAAGAACCUGAACCCAAACCUGAAGCAGAACCAACUACUGUUAAUACAAGUGAAGAAGCAACUGUUGAAACCAAACCACCAUUUGUUCCUUCAGAAGAGUCCAGUAACAUCUCUGCUAUAGAAGCAAAUGGCAUUGAUAACGAAGAUUCUAUUAACUUGAUGAUCGAAGAAGAUGACAAAAGUCUUUUUGUUGAGGAGACAGAGUCAUGCGACCGGGUCAAAGCAGAUGGAGGUGACAACAAGAAGAGAUCGGAAGUAAGCAACGACAGCGUGACUAGCAACUCCAGCAACGCCAGCAACAAGAAGGGAGACUCUAAAGGGAGCGGCAGAGCGGAGAGCGGUGUCAGCAGCAAGGAAACCAGCGGAGGCAGCAACACAUCAUCUUCGGGAGCAAACACAGCCGCCGGCAACAAGAGCAAGCAGGAUGGAGAUGGAUCCAAGAGUGGCGAUCUUAGUGGCAAAGGCCUUAAACGGGAUGACAAAGACAAGAGUCUUGCUCUGGCUUCAACUGCUAGCAGCAGAAACCUCUGGGUAUCCGGACUCUCCUCGACAACUCGUGCCACCGACUUGAAGCAAAUCUUCUCCCGAUACGGAAAAGUGAUUGGAGCUAAAGUGGUCACAAAUGCAAGAACACCCGGAUCCAGAUGCUAUGGAUACGUCACUAUGUCUUCGAGCGACGAUGCGGAAAAAUGUAUUCAGAAUCUGAACAGAACGGAAUUGCAUGGAAGAGUGAUCUCUGUAGAGAAGGCAAAGGGUGACUCCCAGCAAAGUCACAACCGCAAGCGUGAAGCCCCCGCAAAGGUUGAGAAGAAGGACGAGAAAGAAAAGAAGGAAUCCGACUCCAAUGAGAAAGAAGAAGAAAAGCACGAAGAAGAUCUGAAGAGCGACGCGAUGACUAAGGAGUCUGAAGAUAAGGACAAUGACCUGUCCAACGACAGAGAGAAGCGCGACGUGAGUCAGGAGAACAAGGAUGACGGCUCCCUAAAGGACUGUGAUACGCGCUCGACCAAGUCUAACAGCAAAAAGUCAGACAGAGAAAGAGGCAAUAGCCGCGAGGACAAAAAGAGAUCCUGGGACCGAUCCCGCACCUCGAGAUCCAAGAGCCGAGAGCGUCCCCGUAGAGAUAACGUACUAUCUUUUGCUAAAAUAAAAGAGGAACGCGAAAGGCAGAGGGCUAGGGAAAAGGAGCGACUGCUGCGUGAGGAAAAGCGUCGCAGGCGAGAAGACAUGGAGCGACAGCGCGCUAUCGAGUACGAGGCAGCGAGACUGGAACGUGAGCGCGAGAAACUGCGUUUGGAGCGUGAACGCAUCGAGCAGGAGAAGGCGGAGCUGCUGCGGUUGGAGCGCGAGCGUCAGAAACUCGAGCGGGAGAAACUGGAGCGCGAGAGACAGGAGUUAAAGAGACAGCAGAUGCGCUUGGAGGAGAAUCGCCGAGUACCUCCACCGCCCGCGUUGAAGAGAACGUCUAGCGAUCGUCGGGAUACCAGGGAUGUAUACGCCGAGCCGGAAAGAAAGAGGAUAAACACUGAACACUCGGCCCGCAGACGUAGUCCACCAGAGCGGAUUGCUGACCGCAGGGGUGAUAUUAUGGAACGAGUGUCAGACAGACGUAUAGAGUCAUCAGGAGUACCUUCUAGGUACGAAAGCAGGCCCAAGGAGAUAGGCAUACCGAAACCGUUCCACAAGAGGAACAAUGAUUUCCAGCCUAGAAAUAACAGAGACGAUCAGUAUUCGGAUUCUAGGGGUGGUCGGGAUGUUAUUGUCCGCAGAGAUAAUCGUCCUAAUCAGAAUGCUAUGGAUCAUCGUCCGGGCAAAGAAAGGUAUGAGCGACCAUCCAAUUUCAAUCGUGAUCGAGAAAUCCACAGACCAGAUGACAAUCACAGAGGCUCUAGGGACAACCAUAACCGCUACGACAAUACGAAGCCCAGCAAUCCACAUAUUGAUCGAUUUGCAGACAACAACCGUCCAACUGGCUGGCAUUCAGGACCUCCGUCUAAACCAUUCAACUCAAUGAACAACCGCAAUGAGCAGACGGGGUGGAACAACAGAGGAAAUUCUGACUCAAGGGGUAACUCUCGAUGGAACAACUCCAACAACGUCGGAAACAAUAUGGGUGGCGGGCACCCGCGAUCACAAAUGUAUCAAGGCGGAGGUGGACCAAAUCAGUCAUAUAACAUGUCGCAAGGAAAUAGUGGUUCCUACGAGAGAUUCGAGCCAUACAAAGGGUCUAUGCAGAACAUGAGGAAGUAUUAAAGCUCUUUUAAAAUCUCAGCACAAAGCGAUACUUUGAAGGUUAAGGAUUGACUUUAUGUAUUACGAGUAAAAGUUGAAGUACCUGCAGGUAUUUUUUAAACUUGUGAUGAUUGACGGAAAUUUACGUGGCCGUAUCGAGUACUGGAUAUAAUGAUAAGGAUACACGAUAACUAAUUUUUUUAGUUUGACGAACAUCCACGAAAACUUUGUUACUGCGAGACUUUAUUUUGUAAUUCUACAGUAAGUAGUAAUUCGGAUAUACGAUUUUAAGCUUUUUUUAUAAGUCAUGCUUGAAAUCGUCACCUAUGAAAAAUAUAACAUUCACAUAUUAGUAUGUGAUGAAAAUGUAUAAAGACAGUUAGAAUUCACACUUCAGCUAUGGACAUGUAUGUUAAGGCAUGGCAUCAUUCUCAGGCGAAGAGCGAGUUUUUGCUUGAAUCGCCGCUAACGAUACGUUAAUUAUUAAAUAUUGUACUUGUCAAAGUGCAAAACAGAUACAUUUUAUUCACACCAGAUAAUGUAUACAAUAUUAUUGAUUUUUGAAUUAAUUAUGAUGCUAAGAAGCGAUCUUUAAGUGUAGAAAAACUGCGUAACUAAUAAAUUUCAUUGAAAAAAAGAA
Messenger RNA from Nasonia vitripennis (jewel wasp), 4162 nucleotides. RefSeq names its product SAFB-like transcription modulator (gene Saf-B). Lineage: Eukaryota; Metazoa; Arthropoda; Insecta; Hymenoptera; Pteromalidae. Gene Ontology annotation, molecular function: sequence-specific DNA binding; RNA binding. The record is from RefSeq and is a predicted model, not a curated record. Gene Ontology annotation, cellular component: nucleus. Gene Ontology annotation, biological process: regulation of transcription by RNA polymerase II; regulation of mRNA processing. The coding region runs from base 676 to 3543 and encodes 955 amino acids. The transcript has 13 exons.